This is a messenger RNA of Danio aesculapii, 1148 nucleotides long. It is a transcript of the gene tradd, whose product is annotated as tnfrsf1a-associated via death domain. The coding region runs from base 162 to 1043 and encodes 293 amino acids. Gene Ontology annotation, molecular function: transmembrane receptor protein tyrosine kinase adaptor activity. Gene Ontology annotation, cellular component: tumor necrosis factor receptor superfamily complex. The record is from RefSeq and is a predicted model, not a curated record. Gene Ontology annotation, biological process: extrinsic apoptotic signaling pathway; positive regulation of canonical NF-kappaB signal transduction. The transcript has 6 exons. NCBI's taxonomy places the organism in Eukaryota, Metazoa, Chordata, Actinopteri, Cypriniformes, Danionidae.
GUAGCAACCAAGAAAGUGCUUCGACACCUCGAACCUCGAAUGUUUCCUUCUUUCAAGUUUGUAGGCCUGUUUAGACUUCCUUAUCAUUCAAACAGAGUUCAUCAUAUCGUUGUGUCAUUUGUUCACGUUCACAGGACUUGAGAGAGCAUUUUGAUCAGAAGAUGGACAGUAUAGACACAAAGAGAUUAAAUGACAGCAAUGCCAGUGACGGUGCGUUGUCAGGGUGUGCUGUGCUCUUCUUGGGAUGUAGCAGUCUAGAACACAACUUUUUAUCUCUUUACAAAGAUGAGAGGGGUAAAUUCGGUGUGUUCAAGGUUAUUAAACUCACCCUUUCAGAUUCUGUUGGAGGACUGGAUGGGUAUGAAAUUCUGAAACUGCACGAUGCUGAUCCCUACCUUGGGGUGGAACUGAAAUUCAUGGCUAUGCCUCCCUGUCAGAGGUUCCUGGAGAGCUACGUGUGUGGUUCACUCACUCAGUUUCUGUCCCAGCAUGCCUCACGUCUACUUGCGCUUCCUGAUGGGGUUGAAAUAGAAACGCAGCUCAAAGCAGGAGUACAUACGUUGGACCACAGCCUUCAGGAUAUAGAGAUCUGCUUGGAUCACAUACGCCAAUCACAGCCUGUGCGUUUGAGAGAUGACGAGGUUACACAGUUGGAGCAGCAGCUGCAGAACAGCUACGGACCUCCCAGUCAACCUCCACAGGAGCUGCCCAGAAACUGCUUUCUCUUUCAGAAGAGAGUUUUUGACGAUAGGCCUUUGACUCCUGCCGACCAGCAGCGGUUUGCUGCUCAUGUGGGACGGGAUUGGAAGCGGGUGGGACGGGCUUUACAAAAGAACUGCCGUGCACUGAAAGGCCCUGCUAUCGACAAUCUCGCUUAUGAGUACGAGAGGGAAGGGCUUUACGAACAGGCCUAUCAACUGCUGGGACGUUUCAUCCAAUCAGAGGGCAGGAGUGCCAAACUGAGUCGUCUUAUUAGUGCACUUGAGGAGACAAAAAUGACCAGCAUGGCAGAGAUCAUGUUGGGCAUCCAGCCACGAGAUUAAGACUGUAAGAGAAUGAAUGACCAAAGUGUAUGUGUGUGUAUAUCUGUGUUUAUGUGUGUGUGCGUGUGUUGUACAUGUGAUUGUUUCCAGUAUAUAUAUAUAUAU